Messenger RNA from Diplodia corticola, 1005 nucleotides. RefSeq lists its product as uncharacterized. The coding region runs from base 1 to 1005 and encodes 334 amino acids. The record is from RefSeq and is a predicted model, not a curated record. Gene Ontology annotation, cellular component: Golgi apparatus. The transcript has 2 exons. Gene Ontology annotation, biological process: protein secretion; Golgi organization. NCBI's taxonomy places the organism in Eukaryota, Fungi, Ascomycota, Dothideomycetes, Botryosphaeriales, Botryosphaeriaceae.
AUGUGCAUCGCCGUCAUUACCACCGCGCACCCGCAGUACCCCUUCAUCCUCCUCAACAACCGCGAUGAAUAUCUCCACCGCCCCACCGCCCCCGCGCAGUGGUGGGCAGAGCCGCACUCACACGUCCUGGGCGGCUACGACCUGCACCGGCCAGUCCACGGCACCUGGCUGGGCAUCACGCGCCAGGGCCGCAUCGCCGUGCUGACCAACUUCCGCGAGGAGGGCGCCGCCAUCAUCCAGGACGAGCGCAGCCGCGGCGCCAUCCCCCUCGCCUGGCUCAAGUCGCCGCCCGCCGCCGACGAGAGCACCGCCGACUUCGCCCAGCGCCUCGUCGACGAGGGCACGCUCAAGCACGUCGGCGGCUUCAGCAUGCUGUACGGCCGCCUGCAGGACGUGGUCAAGAAGCACCGGCGCGAUCCCGCCGCGACGACAAACGGGGACGGCCCCAGCCACGACCAGGCCGGCCUCGCCGUCGUGUCCAACCGCACGCCCGACGUCAAGGGCCUGGUCUGGCUGGCCGGCGAGCCCGGCGCGACCCACGCCCUGAGCAACUCGCACUACGGCGAUAACUCGUGGCCGAAGAUCGUGCAGGGCGAGGCCGGCCUGCGCGCCGCCGUCGACGACCACGCCAACGCCGGCGAGCCGCAGGAUGCGCUGCUGGAGCGCCUCUUUGCCGUGCUGAGCGCCGACACCAUGCCCCGCCAGCGCAACGGCGAGGGCUGGGAGACGUACCUGCGCCAGUUGCGGAACAGCAUCUUCAUCCCCGGCAUCGGCCACGACGCCGAGAUGACGGAGAAGCCGGCCGAUGCCGUGGCUGCGGCCACCGGCGUGGAGUCGGUCAGCGCGACGAGUGGCAUCUACGGCACGCAGAAGCAGACGGUGAUCCUGGUGGACCGGGAGGGGAAGGUCACGUUCGUGGAGAGGACCCUGUAUGACGAUGAUGGGAAGCCGGUCAAGGGCGGGAAGGAAGACCGGCGGUUCGACUUCCAGAUCGAGGGGUGGUGA